Messenger RNA from Daphnia pulicaria, 1256 nucleotides. Its product is annotated as eukaryotic translation initiation factor 4H-like. The transcript is spliced from 5 exons. Bases 69 to 1154 code for a protein of 361 amino acids. Gene Ontology annotation, molecular function: RNA binding. NCBI's taxonomy places the organism in Eukaryota, Metazoa, Arthropoda, Branchiopoda, Diplostraca, Daphniidae. The record is from RefSeq and is a predicted model, not a curated record.
AAGUGAACGAGAGCCAUCUAUCGACGAGAGAACGACGCUCUUGUUCUCAGUUAAAAGCCGUCUCGAACAUGGCAGGUCGUUUUGAAGAUGAUUUCUCUGGAAGGUCUUCGGGUUUCCGUGAUCAAGGAAACCGAGGAAACAGAAGUGGAGGGCAGGGUUAUCGCAGUGGUAACUCAGGCAAGCCCCUCCCUGAGGAGCCCCCAUACACAGCUUACGUUGGAAAUUUACCUGAUGGAACAGUACAGGGAGAUUUAGAAAAUAUGUUUGAAAACCUCACGGUGAAGAAUGUGAGGAUGGUUCGUGACAGGGAGACUGAUCGUUUCAAAGGUUUCUGUUACGUUGAAUUUGAUUCCCAAAAGGACUUGAUUCAUGCAUUAGACUUGGAUGGUGUUCUUUGUGAGGGUAAAACACUUCGUGUCGACAUCGCCGAGGGUCGUAAGAAUGACAACAGAGGAGGAGGUGGUGAUCGAGGUGGAGGUGGAGGGGACUGGGGCCGAGGUGGAGGCCGAGGAGGUCCAAGAGGUGGCGGAGGACGUGGUGGUUUCGAUGAUGGAGGAGGUGGCGGUGGCAGCUUUGGGGAUGGAGGCCGAGGGCGAUCUGAUCGUGGUGGUGGUGGAUAUGGAGAUCGUGGAGGUGGAGGAGGAGGCUAUAACGAUCGAAGAGGAAACUCUUACGGAGGAGGUGAUCGUGGAGGUGAUCGAGGAGGUCGUUAUGGGGAUUCCGACAGAGGAAGUGAUCGAGGAUCCUAUGGUGGCGGAGGCGGAGGAGGCUACAAUGAUCGCAGAAGCGAUGCUGGAGGAUAUGGAGAUCGCCGUGGUGGAGGAGGAGGAGGAAGCCGAGGUGAUGGAGAUAGCUAUGGCGAUCGCCGUGGUGGCGGCGAUCGUGGCGGUGAUCGUGGUGGUGGCGAUCGUGGUUACUCCAAUUUUGGUAGCCGACCCAGAAGAGACUCGGAUCGUAAGCCUCCGGCAGAAGAAUUCCGUGAGCCCAACGCUGAGGAAGCUGCCGCUCGCCCAAGGUUGAAUCUGCUUCCGCGCUCAGUCGGGGCACCUCCGGCCGCACUUGCACCAACAAGCCAGACUGCAAGCAUCUUUGGUGGAGCACGCCCGAGAGAAGAAGUUUUGAAGUCUCGACCCGAUGAUCAGAACUCUUCAUAAAAAGGAAAGCAAGAAAAAAAGGACGUCAAAAGGAGGAAACAGAACGGAAGAUGAUUCGCACCUACCUAUAAAGACAAGACAACAAAAAAUAAAAGUCCAACA